This is a messenger RNA of Musa acuminata AAA Group (dessert banana), 327 nucleotides long. Its product is annotated as putative cell wall protein. The transcript has a single exon. The record is from RefSeq and is a predicted model, not a curated record. Bases 1 to 327 code for a protein of 108 amino acids. Lineage: Eukaryota; Viridiplantae; Streptophyta; Magnoliopsida; Zingiberales; Musaceae.
AUGGGGAGCUGCUCACGCUGCCCUACUCUCCCUCUCAUCCUCCUCUUCCUGGGACUGAUAUCCGUAGCUCAAGUUGCACUCGCCGGACGUAAAGUUCCGGCCAAUUCGGACACGAAGGAGACCGAGUUCCUCGGCCAUGAAGGCACUGUACUGAUUCCUGGUAUCGGGCGGUACAUGAUCGGCAGCCAUGAGAUGCCUGGAUUCCGUGGUUUAGACCACAGCAUCCCAGCUGCAGCUAAUGGCGAGUAUCUUCCUGGGAACGAUGACACCUUUGUUCCCAACCCCGGGUAUGAGGUCCCCAAUCCAUUCCGCGGAGUGAUCCCAUGA